This is a messenger RNA of Struthio camelus australis, 3578 nucleotides long. The record is from RefSeq and is a predicted model, not a curated record. NCBI's taxonomy places the organism in Eukaryota, Metazoa, Chordata, Aves, Struthioniformes, Struthionidae.
CUCAGGGGUAAGGCAGGUAUGUGCCAGCCUCACUGUGGUCAGUUUAAGCUGCAGUGAUACUCCAGAGUAAUAUACCUGAUGAGCUCUUCUAAUAUGAUUCUUAUUCUUUGAAGCUCUGUGCAGGCACAACUCUCUCAUGUGUAUGUGUUUAUUGUCAACAGAUAAUUCCAGCAGAAUACGUAGUUUGGAUUCUUAAAACAAUAUGCCUUCUCUUUUAUGAAUGAAGGCCCUCAGACUUCAAAUUUGAACGCUUGAACUGAGAAAAAGUUUUAAAUUUAAAAAAAAUUGAUAGACUUUGAAAUAGGAUUUAAUUUUUGGAUACAGUGGUGUAAAUCAAAUAGUUCUUCAAUUGCAUUAAUAAACGUUGAGUGGUCUUGUUUUGUGUUCAAGUCUUGAAACAUCUUGAUUUGCUUUACACAUUACAGUGCUAUUUUAUUUCUGUUCUGUUUACAGCUGAUAUUAUUUCAACAGUUGAAUUUAAUUACUCUGGUGAUCUUCUUGCAACAGGAGACAAAGGUGGCAGAGUGGUUAUAUUUCAAAGGGAACAAGAGAAUAAAAGCCGUCCUCAUUCUAGGGGAGAAUAUAAUGUUUACAGUACCUUUCAGAGUCAUGAACCUGAGUUUGACUACUUGAAAAGUCUAGAAAUUGAGGAAAAAAUUAAUAAAAUUAGGUGGUUACCACAACAGAAUGCUGCUCAUUUCCUGCUGUCUACAAAUGAUAAAACUAUUAAAUUAUGGAAAAUAAGUGAAAGGGAUAAAAGAGCCGAAGGUUAUAAUUUAAAAGAUGAAGAUGGAAGACUUAGGGAUCCUUUCAGAAUCACAGCGCUACGGGUUCCAAUAUUGAAACCCAUGGACCUAAUGGUAGAAGCAAGUCCCAGAAGGAUAUUUGCAAAUGCACAUACUUAUCACAUAAACUCUAUUUCAGUAAAUAGUGAUCAUGAAACGUACCUUUCUGCAGAUGACCUAAGGAUUAACCUAUGGCAUUUAGAAAUCACAGAUAGAAGUUUUAAUAUUGUAGAUAUUAAGCCUGCUAACAUGGAGGAACUGACAGAAGUGAUUACUGCUGCAGAGUUCCACCCUCAUCACUGUAACGUGUUUGUCUACAGUAGUAGCAAAGGAACUAUUCGACUCUGUGAUAUGCGUUCUUCAGCCCUCUGCGAUAGGCAUUCAAAAUUUUUUGAAGAACCUGAAGAUCCUAGCAGCAGAUCAUUUUUUUCAGAAAUAAUAUCAUCGAUAUCUGACGUAAAAUUCAGUCACAGUGGUCGAUACAUGAUGACGAGAGACUACCUUUCGGUUAAAGUAUGGGAUCUCAAUAUGGAAAACAGGCCUGUAGAGACAUAUCAAGUUCAUGAGUAUCUUCGAAGCAAGCUUUGUUCCCUUUAUGAAAAUGACUGCAUCUUUGACAAGUUUGAAUGCUGCUGGAAUGGUUCUGAUAGUGCUAUCAUGACUGGAUCGUACAACAAUUUCUUUAGAAUGUUUGACCGGAACACGCGACGGGAUAUCACUUUGGAAGCAUCCAGGGAGAGCAGCAAACCUCGUGCCAUCUUAAAGCCACGUAAAGUGUGUUCGGGUGGUAAAAGAAAGAAAGAUGAAAUAAGCGUUGACAGUCUGGACUUCAACAAGAAGAUUCUUCAUACAGCAUGGCAUCCCAUGGAGAACAUCAUUGCUGUAGCUGCCACCAAUAAUUUGUAUAUAUUCCAGGACAAAAUUAACUAAAGAUAACUCACUUGAGGACAGAGUUGUCUUCUUGCAUAGUUAAGCUCAGUUGUUUAUCUGUAAAAGAGAAGGCCUUGUUGUCCUACCAGUGAAGAACAUUGAUGCACUUACUUCCCUUUAGAUAAAGGAGAGAAUCUGGCCUGUUUUUUGAGUUCAUGGUGUAGUUCUGCCUUCAGCGGGGGUAGGGAGCGUGAGUUGCAGUUUUCUGAGAAACCCUCUAGAAGCAGAAUUGAUGGACAGUGCUCAAUAAGGCCAAUACUCAAAACAAAUGUAUUUAUUUGUCUGAGCCUUCCUUUCCAGUUUAUAGACCAAAAAUUUAACACCCAAGAAGAAAAGUUGUCAUAAAAAUGUAAUUUCUAUCUCUCUCGCUCUUUCUCUGCUGUAAUAUUUGGGCCUUUUGAAACAUAUAUUGUGCUUAAUGCCUGUAAACAUUCCUCCUCUGGCCUGUAUCUAGGCUUAGGUGUUUUUACCUUUGAGCACUUAGGUAGGUCUUGAGUUGGGUUCGUAGACAGGUUUCCAUGAAUAUUUACUCACCAACUGUAUCUAUAACCACACCUUCUGGUGUAAACCACUUAAUAAAAUAACAAGCUAUAAAAAGUGUUUUUAAAUCUGAAGGUAUGUAUUCAGUCUUUUUAUUUUUUUUAUUGCAUGUACUGAGAUUGUGCAAAAUAAUUCUGAUGGGCAGAUUUGACAAUAUUUGUCCCAAAACACUGAUUUUUGGCAGACUGAUUGAACAUUUUUGUGUAGUAUUUCAAAUUCUGAAUUUAGUUUCCAUAAAAUUGUCAUUUAGUUUAAGUUGCACUGUUUUUGUAAAAUGCUAUCUGCAUACCAAGUAGGAGAUUGAAAAGGUUAGUAGAAAGAUAUCCACAGCCUUAAUAGAAAGUGACUGCCUUGCACAGAAAGGAAAACAAAACAUUUAACAAAAUUUCUUCUUUGAAGAUGAAAACUCGGUUUGUCUGAUGCCUCUUAAUGUUAGAGACAUACCUUAUGUGCAUUAUGUUUUUUAACUUUUUUAGUAUUUGUCUUGAAGAUAUGAUUUAUUUUAAAUAUUUGGCAUAAUAUAUUAUAUUUCACAUUGCAGUUCAAGCCAGCAAAAAAAAAAUUAUCUUGAUUAUGUCAAGCAGCAACACAGCUUAAUACGUUUUAGCACGUUCUGACUUUAGUACCAAGAGGUUGGAAAAUACUGAAAAUGCAAGCUGAUGUUUCCUGCAUUUGUUACUGUAUCUCUGUUAUUGCUAACUUUUUUUUUUAAAAGCCUUAGGUACUUUUUUUUUUUUUUCUCUCCAAAGAGGCCUAAAAUUCAUUCAUUCAACCUUCUCUAGACUUGCAUGGGUGUAAAAUUGUUCCUGAAAUUAUUGCAGCACGUUUUAGUAGCAUCAAGUGGCUAGAAGCUGCAGUCUAUAAAAUGUGCCUGCAAAUUAGAAAUUCUUUAUGAAAAGUUAGAUCCUUUGAGAUUCCCAGAGGAAAUACAGAAGUGUGGUUUACACUCCAUUUUUAAUAAAAUGAAGGUGUAUUAUGAUUACUAAAUCAGAUAUGCAUAUGCAAGAGCAAAAUGUCUCUUUUCCUACCCUCUCAAUUAAUGUCCAUAGAGUGCCACUCUUGUUCACAGUAAGCUAGUAAGUACAACAACUAACUUUGAGGUUCUACAAAUAAAGUUUAAAUUUAAAAAAAAAAAAAAAACUUAUACUGUAUAUUGGUUGUGACACUAUUUGCAAAUCUUGAAAUGUGGAACUUCUGGGUCAUUAAAGCAUUAGAUUUGACCUUGUUCCUGAAAUACCUAAUAGAGCUAAUAAAAUGGGAUUGUACAUACUUGUUCAAUUAUUUUGACCAAAAAGUUUAAUAAAUUUUAAAUGUUUACCUGGA